CAGUUUUUCAGGGAAGUAUACGGAGAGACAAGAGGUUCGACAGUCUGGCUGUGUAACAUUUAGUGACGUGAAGAAGUCAUUUUUUGGAAAAUAAAACUAUAGUCACACGUACCUUUCUCUGCCGGCUGCGUCAUGAGCUAAAACAUGGGACAUAUCUGAAUCUGAGGAAAGCGACGCUGAAACAAAACCCGAUUUAAACCGCGAUGGGAGCAGUCAAAUGGUAACAGUCAGCACAGACUUCAUAGAGGAUCACAGUCCGUCAGCCACAAAAUGCGAGUCUGGUCAAGCUUCGGCUCUGUCUCCCCCGCGUCCAGAUGGAUGUGACACACCAAGUCCUGCAAGAAAACGCCGCACCAAGGAGGAGAUAGAAGCGGACAAAGAGACAGCCAAGGAGAGGAAGGAGGCGAGAGAGAGGCAGAGAGCUGCCAGAGCCCGGGAGAAGGAGGAGAGGAGACAGGAGCAGCAGAGGAGGAGAGAGGCUGCGGAGAAUCUCAAGAGUCUCAGGCCAGAGAACUGCCUCAAGUGUCUGACGGUCUGCAUUGAUCCAGCUCUUCUGCAACAGGAUGGCUCAGACAUCUUGCUGAACACCCUGGCUACCUUUGAGUGGAGGUUUAGCAUAGAGAGCCAGCAGCUCCCGCGCAGUAUUACCUGGACCAGAGAUAUACCUCAGCAGGGAGAAGAUGGCAAGGGGUCGGUGGGGGAGGAGCAAGUGGUUCUGGUGCUGGAUCUGACUGACUUCAUGGACAUGGUGAUCUCUCUGAAGAGAAUGCUAGAGAAUGAAGGGGAGGAGACGGAGGUGGGGUCUUUCCUCAGUCCUCUUUUGGAGUGUCUCAACCGCGAUGCCAAGAAGGUGGUCACUCUUUUAGUGACUGACACUCUGCCAUAUUACAGGUCAAAUACUUGUGUUGUGCAUUUACUAGAUGAGACGCUGCAAUCCAAAUUAGGGAUGGAGUAUCAGGACAUUGAGGAGGUUCUUGUGUACCUAGAGCUCUGCAAGAAUAUCUCACUGGUCUUCCUGGAUGGCUGGCAGGAGGUCACUAACCAUGUGUGUGCUGUCACCAAGGCCUUAUCAAAGCGCCCUUUCAAACUGCUGACAGAGCGAGCAGAGCUGCCCUUCUGCGUGGAUGGUUCAUGGGCCAGCGGCGUUCGGGUGGAGAGGGACGGCUCAGGGCUGAUCCAGGUCUGGAGCAAGCAGAUCCAACAGCUGAACAGAGUCAGCCCAGCCGUGGCCUCCACUGUGACUGUAGCCUACCCGUCUCCUCAGCUGUUGCUGCAGGCGUACAAGAGCUUGGGGUCUGAGGAAGCCAGAAAGGGGCUGCUGGCUGGUCUCUUAGUGAAAAGUGGAGGUAAAGAGAGACGUAUAGGACCGGAGAUAUCAGCCAGAGUUUACCGCUGCUUCACCGCCCAGAACCCCCAGCUGGUCCUGGACUAAUUUGUCAAUUUGAGAACGAGAUGGACGUCAGCGAGGAUUAAUCCGGUUUCUAAUGACACUUUGUCACCACUUGGCUGCAAAUAUGUUAAUGAUGAUGUUUACAAGCUAAAAAUAUGCCUUAGAUAUCAUGUUUACCUUCCAGCAAAGCACUAUUUAUACCCCUCUGAACUUCAACAGUCAAGCAACAAAAGAUAUUAAUAGAGUAUAUUUAGUGAAAUAAGGAAUUAUAUGUAUUAUUUUAUGGAAGCCUAUAGGGAAUUAUAUGAAAAUAAAAUUAAAAUAUAAACUCGAACACUUAAAUGUAAUUCCACAAUAGCAUUAUAAUUUCCCACAUAUGUAUGUAUGUGUUACAUGAGUAAAAAUGAAAAUGCAAAUUGGAUUAUUGAAUUUCCCCCCACAUACUCGUAUGGGCUAUCUAUCGCCAUAUUCAAAUACAAAAAAUGGGAAAAGCUGCUUUACAGUGGCAACUUCCAAUGUUAAUUUAAAUUUGAAAAUUCAAAUGCAAUAUAAACAUGUAACCUGAUUUUCCAUUUUUGCAAGCAAUAAAAUGAAAAUGCAAUCUAUCAGUUCCUUUAAACAAGGCAGGUCUUCAGUUAGGGUGUCACUUUCUCAUUCACUGACUUGGCUCAUUAACUUUUACAAGUACUUACCGACCUGGGCCAGCACUAUGCGCUAACUGGAAGUAGAGUGUUUGUCUGUCACUGGGGCAAUGGCAGUUAUGCUGGUGGGGGAAAUAACUGAACUUAAACUAACUAAAUCAAUAUGGGGUGAACUGUGCUUCUCUAAGGCCUCUGCAGCCUCUCAGAGGAGCAGUGCUAAGGACUACAACAUCAAGCAAUGGCCACAAAAGUCAGGUUCUGGUAGUUUGCCUAUGUUGUCCCGCCUACAGAGAAUGAUUGAUGCCCUAACUGAAGAUGAGAGGACUGACAGAUUGAAUUUUCAUUUUGACACCAAAAGAGCAUGAUACCUUGUAAAUGCAAUGGACUGGGGUCGCUGUUUCACUUAUUGCUUUGAAUACUGUACACUUUACAGCAGAAUAAGUCUUUGAAAAUAAACUCUCAAAUGCA
Molecule: messenger RNA, 2499 nt
Organism: Micropterus dolomieu (smallmouth bass)
Lineage: Eukaryota; Metazoa; Chordata; Actinopteri; Centrarchiformes; Centrarchidae
Gene: eme2
Product: probable crossover junction endonuclease EME2
Exons: 9
Coding region: 218-1432 (404 amino acids)
Biological process (GO): replication fork processing; resolution of meiotic recombination intermediates; double-strand break repair
Cellular component (GO): Holliday junction resolvase complex; nucleus
Molecular function (GO): DNA binding; nuclease activity
Source: RefSeq, a predicted model, not a curated record